AUGUUAAUGACUGCUUUGCCUGCUAAACCUGGUACAGAUUUGGCGAGCAAAUUGUUAUUGCAAGAUUCACAAUUGAAGAACAUGAUCAUUGCAGAAGUGGUUGGCAAGGGAAUAGGCGGUGAAGCAUAUUACGUUGGCCCAUUGAUUGUCGAAAUCCAGCAAAAAGUGAACCAACCAUUUAUGGCCCGUGCCAUUCGCUAUUGUCUCGACAUUUUCGAAGAAACAACCAUUGUACCAAUAUUGGUCGUAUUCAACGUAAAAGGCUUCUCAGGGACGCAGUUUCUUAAAGAAACGUUCACGAAAGCAGACGAUCAAUGUUUUUACACUCUGUACUGUCAUCCUUGGGCAAAGUCCGUCUACAUAUACAACGCUGAUUCAAUUGCAAAGCAUAUGUCAACACCAUUACAACCUAUUAUUGCGUUGGCCAAUUUUUUCACUCAGCAACAACGGCACCUUAUGACAUUGGAUGAAUUUAACGACCCUACCUUGCACACGAUAUACCGCGCAGCAUACACAUCAUUUUCAAAGCAUUGUGCACAACAAUCUGAUCAACUCAAGACAAUGCAAGAGUUUUGUGACGCCAUUAGCCUUCAAUUUGGAAAAAUCAUUACAUAA
Molecule: messenger RNA, 615 nt
Organism: Mycotypha africana
Lineage: Eukaryota; Fungi; Mucoromycota; Mucoromycetes; Mucorales; Mycotyphaceae
Exons: 2
Coding region: 1-615 (204 amino acids)
Source: RefSeq, a predicted model, not a curated record